AUGAAAUCUCUAAUUUUCGCCAUAUUUCUUCUAACUCCAAAAAUAUCACCAAAAGAAUUGACUGAAGAAGAAAAAGAGGACCUCGAAAUAUCACACGAAUUCGCAAAAAUCUUCCUAGAAGACAGUAUUCCGAUGUAUAUUCGAAUGAAUUUGCGCGAAAAAUUGCGAAAAUCGAUUUUCGAUCCCUACGAGACCCACAAAUUCCAUUUCAAGGGAAGUUUUACAAUUCGGAUGAAUUUGUGGAUAAUUUUUUAUUGGCUGGAAAAUUGGGAGAGAAUUUAA
Messenger RNA from Caenorhabditis angaria, 282 nucleotides. The record is from the annotation of a GenBank genome assembly. NCBI's taxonomy places the organism in Eukaryota, Metazoa, Nematoda, Chromadorea, Rhabditida, Rhabditidae.